AUGAAAGGUACAGUUGAUGGAGGUCUUAAUGUUACACACUCAAUUAAGAGGUUCCCUGGAUAUGAUGCAGAAGCUAAAAAGUUUAAUGCAGAAGUACACAGGGGACACAUAUUUGGCCUACAUGUUGCUGAAUAUAUGCGCAACCUUGAACAAGAAGAUGAGGACUCAUUCAAGAGGCAAUUUAGCAAAUACAUAAAGCUUGGUGUCAGUGCUGAUGCGAUUGAAACCAUCUACAAAAAAGCGCAUGAAGCAAUACGUGCUGAUCCAUCUUAUAAGAAGAAGGAAUCUAAGAAGGAGAUUGUUAAGCAGAAGAGGUGGAAUAAGCGCAAGUUGACCCUGGCAGAAAGGAAGAACAGGAUCAAGCACAAGCAGAAGCUUAAUUUGACUUCAUCAAUAAAAACAACCAACCACUUCGAUAGGAGCCUGGACUGGUUAUAUCUUUAA
Molecule: messenger RNA, 444 nt
Organism: Parnassius apollo (apollo)
Lineage: Eukaryota; Metazoa; Arthropoda; Insecta; Lepidoptera; Papilionidae
Source: the annotation of a GenBank genome assembly